GACGCGUCGCACUCGCGCUAUCAACUGAAUAAUCCCGCUCCCUAAACGGUGCGACUGUUUUCAGACUCAGUGUUAUCGCAUGUUCAAGUUGUUAUGACUUGAUUUAGCGGGUUUAGGAGGAAGCUUUUGGAUCAAAGAGGGGUCCAGCCGGGAUGGACAAAGUGCUCCGGAUCACCCCGCACUCUCUGGCUCUGGUUCUGUCCAGGCUCAGUCCAGAAGAUGAAGCGUCCUCUUCCUCGCCGUCUUCAUCCAGGGAAGCCGUGGUCUCGGUUCACUUCCAGCAGCGCAACACGGGCUACGAAGUGUUCGCUAAUUUUAAAGCGACCAACAUGCAACACUUCUGGAACAAGGCGCUGACCAGAGCCUUGUCCGAGAUCUUCUUCCUGGGCUGGAUCGACGAGCGUGUGCUCCUGGUCCGCGGGAGUGAGGUUCACCUGCAGGUGCUCAGGAACGGAUGGACCAGGCGCACCCUGAUGCCUCCUCAAGGGUUUGACAUCAAGACCAUCGGUGUUUUGAAAAAGGUGAAGGUGAACAUCCAUCUGGUAAUAUAG
Synchiropus splendidus (mandarinfish) is the source of this 551-nucleotide messenger RNA. RefSeq names its product storkhead-box protein 1-like. The transcript has 2 exons. Gene Ontology annotation, biological process: positive regulation of transcription by RNA polymerase II. The record is from RefSeq and is a predicted model, not a curated record. Lineage: Eukaryota; Metazoa; Chordata; Actinopteri; Syngnathiformes; Callionymidae. Gene Ontology annotation, molecular function: DNA-binding transcription activator activity, RNA polymerase II-specific; RNA polymerase II transcription regulatory region sequence-specific DNA binding. Gene Ontology annotation, cellular component: cytoplasm; nucleus. Bases 153 to 551 code for a protein of 132 amino acids.